Molecule: messenger RNA, 966 nt
Organism: Grosmannia clavigera kw1407
Lineage: Eukaryota; Fungi; Ascomycota; Sordariomycetes; Ophiostomatales; Ophiostomataceae
Product: thioesterase family protein
Exons: 1
Coding region: 1-966 (321 amino acids)
Source: RefSeq, a predicted model, not a curated record
AUGCUUCCCCGGGCAGCGCGCUCGGCCGUGUCUGCCACGGCCACGGCGCCUCUGGUGCGCCUGCCUCUUCGGCUCGGCUCAGCCUCAUCCUGGAGCCACCAGAAACCAUCGACAGCUUCACCUCUGCCAAGCCGGCCGAGCCGCUCUUUUUUCUCGCCAGAAAACCAGUUCGGCAGCCGACAGUACUCGACCGCGUCUUCGCCUCCGCCCCCGUCUCGCAGGCGGCCCUGGAUCCGCCCGUCCACGGUCGUCUUCCUGCUGCUCGGCGCCGGCUUUGGCCUGCCUUUGUACGGCUUCGUCGCCCAGCUGGUGCCAACACUGCCAGACCGCGGCUCGGCUGCCGAGGACAAAGCCCGGGUCGUGCUCGAGACCCGUGCUGCUCGGCUACCUUUGGUCGUGCAGCUGACAACCGAUCCGGCCUGGAUCGAGUGGACCGUCGGCAGCCGAUGGGCCAAAGAUCACCAGCCAUCAUCGACCGACCUCGAGACCGAUCUCGCAUCCGAUUCACCGCGCGAACGCCUCACCCGCGAUGCUCUCGGUGGCGUUCAGGGCAUGACCGGCUACCACCGCGUCUUCCUCCACGAGCAGACCGGCGAGCUAGUCAGCGUCGUCUACCUCGGCAACGCCCUCUCCGGCUUCCCGACUCGAGCCCACGGUGGUGCCCUAGCCACGCUGCUCGAUGAGGCCCUCGGCCGCUGUGCUAUUCACACUCUGCCCGCUCGCACCGGCGUCACCGCCCGACUCGAGCUGCAGUACCGCCGCCCCGUCGCCGUCCCCGAUUUCUACGUCGUCCGCUGUCGCCCAGAGCUGCCGCCAGCAUCGUCCCCCAAAGCCAGCCAGGACCUCCGGAAGCUGUGGUGCUCGGCCACGCUCGAAACAAUCGCCGGCCAGACAUGUGUCGAGGCUCGUGGGCUCUUUGUCGUUCCCAGGGGCUACAAGCUGGGGCGCGUGGAAGACCGCUUCUAG